GUUAUUCAUACGCGCUAAGUUAUUGUCAACGAUAGGGCUACAGUGUGCGAUUUUUUCUGACAGUGGGCUAGUAUAGCUUUGAUAUAAUAGGCUAUCUUGUUGGAUGAGAUGCCAUAAAAUCGACUCCCUUUCAGUUGUGCGCACAGUGGUCAUAACUGAUCUGAAGCUAGUUGUUCGGUGAAGUAGGCGACUUGAUUCCUGCUAUGACAAACUUUGAUCACAAGCAAUAAAUAGCCUACAUCUCGUGGUCGCUGACAUUCUAUGGAAAAUGUAUGUAUACAGUGCGGUAUGAGUGAAGCGAAGUAGGCAACUAGGCUACAAGAACAUAUUGUAACUUUUACAGAAGUCCAAAGUCGCUUCUAGGCUACAACUAUGGGUUCCAUUUUUUAUCUGAGCGCUGCUGUAAGACUCUAUUUGCUGUCUUGUUUCGUUGUAUCUGUGGACUUCACUUUAGGCUUGGGACAAAGCCAAGAUACUGAAUUCACUUUUCUACUCCCUGCCGGCAGAACGGAAUGUUUCUACCAAACAGCUGCGAAGAACGGAAGCCUGGAAGUAGAAUACCAGGUAGCAGGCUUGGACAAUUUAGUUUUCUGUGGUAUUGAAAACACAGCUGACAUUCUCUGUGUCAUUCUCUCUCUGUGUGUUUGUUUGGUGAAAUUGACAGUGCCUCUAUUAUAACAGUGUUAUAAGUUGUAUUAGUCAGUCAGUUACUGGAUGCUUUAUUGUUACAGCCAAAGGACUUUGCUCAGAUGCAAAUAAUAAGAUAAGGCAUCUUCCUUCCAUACAGGUGGAGCCUAUAAGACAAAGCCAGCUUGCAUAGCUGCUGGCAUCAGCAUGAAGGGCCAAGGCAGGGGAAGUGUUUACAAAGGGAUCCACUGUGUCAGCAUAAGGCCAGAUACUCAAACUAACCUCUGAGCUAUAGUAGCUGUAGUAGGCCUUCUUCUCCUCUUUCCUUCAGACAUGUAAGGAGAAGGAGAGAGCUUACCACCAAAUGUUGGCCUACUUGGUGUGUUAGUUAGUAGUCAUGCACUUUGCUGCAAAAUGCAUAUUAAUUAUGAAGAUUGUUACAAUUUAUAUAUAGCAUUUUAGUCAUUUAGCAGACACGGUUGAAGAGUUAGUCAGUUGACUAGUAUAAAAGGGUAAACCACUACAGGUUAAGCCCUUCAUAGAUUAAAGUUGAAGUGAUGCGCAUCAUGCUACCGUAUCAAUGCCUACUCUAUGAAACCCCAAUCCUCUGGCAGACACAUGACUGUGGUAGGAUGUCAUGUUCCUCGCCACCCAACCCGCCAAGCCGUGACACAUUUCUGUGGACUUUGUGUGUGUGUGUAGUCUGUGUGGAGCCUGGCAGGCUUACUGUGGUAUCCACACAGCAACAGCUGAGACACACAGGGCUGAGAGAGACGACAGCUUGAGAGAGCAAGCUGAAGGACUGUGGGGAUUGAGCCGUUUUAUACAGCAGUCUGUGGUGUGUGUCUGUCUGCCUGACUGUCUCUGCCUGUCUGUCUGUCCGUCUGUUACCCUCUCUCAACCAAGACCAUGACACCACACUGGCAAUGGUAGUGACUCAUGCCUAAGGCCUAGUUUAUAUGGCCCAACAUGCUGUGUUUCCCUCCUUAUGUUUCUGCUGCCUGAGAGUGGAGUUACUUUGACAUAAACAGACAGGUGCUGGGGAGUGGGUAUACUGAACAGACAGGUGCUGGGGAGUGGGUAUACUGGCUAGCCUCUCCUUGCUGUUGGAUUGUAACUGCAGGUUGGUCCUGGUGGUUCUAUUUUAGCUAAUAUCUACUGUGCUGUAGAGUUUGAAUAUGGCAAUCAGAGACUGAUAAUGAACCAUGAGCUGUGCAAACACUUGGACAAAUAAUAUAUACAUUGUUGUAGUGUAGUGUUGUACACCGUAUACCCACUUAUUUUUCAGUGGGCAUUGCAUAUACUCACUUCUUAAUCCCCACAAUGCAUAUCAAAGUAAUGUAGUGGAGGUAUACGCCAUAUCAAUUAGUAGGGCUGAUGGAACAGAUCACAAUGUUUAGCUUAAAACAAUUAUUUCUUGAUAAUUUAGGAGGUAGGCCUACGCACAAUGGUUCCAAAAUGAAAUUUGAGGGAGAACACUGUUCUAAAAUACAUGCGAGCGGUUUCAUGGACAGAGAUGGAAAUAUCUGUUAGAAAUGUAGAAAGAAGGGGGAUUUAAAGAUGCAACAACUAUCAUGGGUUGCUAAUAUGACUAGGAUAAUGCCUUUGGUUGCUAGACAAUGAAAGAAGGUUGACCGAAAACCAAUAGAACAGGAGAAUGCAUAUGAGGGGGUCUUUAUAAAAUAAUUGCCUCCACGUUUCUAUGGUGGGAUUUUGUCUUAAAGCUACUUUAAAGCAAGGUAAGACAUGCCUCAUAUGAAGUAAAACGUCCAGGUUUCAAACAAUUAAGGAUCAUGAAAAAUGUAGCGAUGCAUAGUUGGAAAGGCUUUCCCAAAAUCCUUAUCAAUUAAAUGUUAACUAGCUACAAAGUAGCCUAUGCUUACCUGGCAGAAUGAUAUCGUGAUUAUUUGCAUCAAUCCAAUGGUCAUUUGUUUUGCAAACUCCAUAUCAUGUGCUACAGAAACACAGCUAACCAAACAACAGUGCUAGGUGCCUGUGCACUUGAAUUAAAGGGUAACUAAAUUUUCCCCAGACCUCAAAAGUGGUAUCCUGAUGUCGUUUAAGCAUUGUUAUGGACUUAGAACAUCACAUUUAGUUGUUUGUCUAUUAAGUGUGACUUUCAGAGCAAAAAACUGAAGAAAAUUGAAACAAAUUCUGACUCCGUUGACAGCCUAAUUUAUCUGUUUCAAUAGUAGGGCCUAUUAGUUUACUUGCAUAGUACAGCUUGGGUUGGCCUGACUGUGAAAGACCAAUAUGGGAUUUAUCAUUUUAGGUCGUUCAGAGUGUAUGUCACUGUAUCUCAUAGAAUGUUUUACAGAGGGCGCCUUUCUGUCGCCGGGCGGGCCGUUUUAGAAAUGUUGGGCAAUAUUUUAGUAUACCCACUUCUCCAGGCACCACUACAACACUGACUCUACCACCACUACAGUGUUAUUGUGUCUACAGUAUGUAUGGACGUGGAGAUGUGUGUGUAGACUUGGUGGCGUUCAGUCUGUCUAUGGUGUAAGUCAGUCUAUGGUGUCAGUCUGUCUAUGGUGUCAGUCUGUAAAACUGGAUAUUCUCAUAGGAACACUUUGAGUUAGAUUAUAAUAUAAUUUCAACCAUUCCCUCCUAUUCCAGGUGAUUGCAGGUGCAGGCCUGGAUGUAGGCUUCACUCUGAUCUCCCCUAGCGGAUACAAGCUGGCCUCUGAGUUCAGGACAUCUGACGGCAUCCACACGUGAGUGGGCAAAACUUACUAACACAACCCUGACCUCCUCUAACCUCUCUGGAGUGGUAUGAAGGUCUCACCAUGCUCGAGGAUGUAUGAUUCAAAGUCUGUGUAUUUUUUGUAAGGUGAUGCCAAAGACACCUUUCCAUCCUCUGGCUUACGGACAGUAAAGUUCUACACUAUUCUCUAUGACAGUUUGAAUACUGUCUGACUUGCUCUGACCCUCUCUGACGUCAUGUUUUUCUUCCUCAUUGGUCUGUCUCCCAGGGUGGAGCCUACAGAGGAUGGAGACUACCGGCUGUGUUUUGACAACAGCUUCAGUAAGCUGUCUGAGAAGAUGGUGUUCUUUGAGGUGAUCGUUGAGGGCCAGACUGGGGACGCCUGGGGGGACGAAGAGUGGGCUGACAUGGCCGAGCCGGAGAGCAUGGUGGAGUACAAACUGGAAGACAUCAGGGUGAGAAGGAAAGGAGGAAUACUCUAACUCUCAGCCACUGGGACUGGUGUCUUUCUAUCACUCUGUUUUUACACAUCCCUUUUUUUGUCUCUUUUCAUCCUUUUCGUCUGUCCUGUCUCACGUUUUUCCUCUCUUUCCUGCUGUCAAUGUUCUAUCUGUAUUGUAAAGAUGUAGAUGUUUUUAUCACUGGUGUGUAACACCAACAAAAAUUCCUAGGAACCAUUUGUUGCACAGCAAUACAUUCCUGUCUCCCACCUUACCCACUGUCUCUCUCCCUGCCUCUCCCUGUAGGAGACCAUGGACUCAGUACACAGGCACCUGGAGCGGAGCCGUCAAGUUCAGACCAUGCUGAGGGCCUUCGAGGCCCGGGACCGCUACCUACUGGAGGACAACCUGUGGAGGGUCUCCUUCUGGUCCUCCAUGAGCCUCCUGGUCAUCCUGACCGUGGCCGUCACACAGGUCUACACCCUCCGACGCCUCUUCGACGACAAGAAGAGGGUCUGCAAACCCUAGUGUCCAGUGUCAUCUUCCACCACCCCCACACCCUUCCCAGUGGUAUCUUCCACCAUCCCCACACCAUUCCCAGUGGUAUCUUCCAGCAGAC
Coregonus sp. 'balchen' is the source of this 4390-nucleotide messenger RNA. Lineage: Eukaryota; Metazoa; Chordata; Actinopteri; Salmoniformes; Salmonidae. The record is from the annotation of a GenBank genome assembly.